Nematostella vectensis (starlet sea anemone) is the source of this 3970-nucleotide messenger RNA. RefSeq lists its product as uncharacterized. Gene Ontology annotation, molecular function: metalloendopeptidase activity; zinc ion binding; DNA-binding transcription factor activity, RNA polymerase II-specific. Gene Ontology annotation, cellular component: nucleus. Bases 279 to 2858 code for a protein of 859 amino acids. The record is from RefSeq and is a predicted model, not a curated record. Lineage: Eukaryota; Metazoa; Cnidaria; Anthozoa; Actiniaria; Edwardsiidae. The transcript has 18 exons. Gene Ontology annotation, biological process: regulation of transcription by RNA polymerase II.
GUCACCGGUACGAUCAAUAAUACACGAUCUGAACGUCUCUAGCGGUAGGGGUUUGCCAGGAUUUCUUUUCGUUUUUCGUACCAUCUUUUGGAUUUCUAAUAAUUCUAAUUCAGGUUUAAAAAAAAAGGGUUAUCGCCGAGGUAUGUCAGGAAAAGGGCAUUUUUGCACUCAGCUAUACUGCUGAGUAUGGCUGGGAAAGUUGGAAAUUUGAAAGCCGACCGGUUCUAGAUUGUGAAAUUUUCGAAAUAUUUGUUGAUUUGAAUUCUCUAAGAGGAGCCAUGAAGACCGCCAUCUUGUGUGCACUUAUGGCUCUCAGCGUUAUUACGCUCUCAUCCGCCGCCUCUAUCCACGAACUGGAAGGCAUGGCGGUGUUACACAGAUCACGCCGUAGCGUUAUUAAAGAGAUCCACUCCAUUUGGGUGAAUCGCCAUAAGAGAGACGUCCCGGUAGAGGACUUGGUGAAGCUGAGAGAGCGGCUCACUAGAGUGAGGCGAAGUUUGGCAAGCGGACCUCCUCGAGUCAUCAAAAUAGAGCUGAAGUUCAAAAGAGAUUGGCUCGAGCCGAUGGCGAGGAAUGACUCAGCACAAUAUCAACUAAUGGACGGAAAUGUGCUAGACGCGCUUUUCACUGAACUCAUCGGCGACACCGAGUACAUCGAGUCCAAGCUGUUGGCACUCAAGAAAUCCGAUGAUGUCAAGCCUCACGUCCUGGGUGAUAUCGAGCUGCACUUCGACAAGAAUGAGGAGGACCCGAUCAAGCACUUGCGAGAGAUAGUCCGGGAGACUGGCCGCAUCUCCAGUGAGGAGGUUUUCAAUGAUUACUUUGUCGUUUUAGAUGACGGCAAAGGGGGAUCAAAAAAGGAACCCAUUAAAGCAGACAAGCCAGCUACUGAGGCAGUUACCCUGCCAGUCAACCCCGCUAAACCAAGCCAUCCCAACGAUGAGGAGUUUACAUUCGACAUUCAUCUUAACCGACCAUGGAAUCCUAAAUACCAUGACUACAAUAGCAAGACAGAGAAUCGGUUUGAGUCUCACAUCAGAAGCUUGGUGAAACUUAUUUUCGACAGUGUUCCAGGUUUUGUUAACGAUCGUGUGGCUGCAAUAACUGAAGGGCCUGACCUCCACCCAUACGUGCGCCUUAUUAUGCUGUUCAAGCCUGGAUCUGAUCGCCAAGCCAUUCAAGACAAGAUGCUGCAACUAGUCAAGUCUGGAAAGUUGGGGGAUGUCCUCCUCUUUACUGACUACCUAAAUGGUCCCCUUGAAGGCCAGAAACCUGCCCAGUCCGCGGGUAAUCCCGCAAGCAAACCCGCAGAGUACGACCAGUCGACUCUAGUGCGUCCAACUAAAACACACGUAUCGCAAAGCUCAGGAAAUUCAUAUACGGGACCAACAGCUGGUCCUACGGCCGCUGCUACUGCCGCGGGCACGCCGCCACAGCCUACCCAACCACAAGCCUCACAACCAACCAUGAAACCACAGGAUACUCAACAAGCGCAACAACAGACCUUGCAACCACAGGGCACCCAACAGCAGGUAACUCAGCAACAGCCUACACAACCACCACAGCUGCCGACUAUGGCACCACAGCUUACCCAGCAGGAGACCUAUCAGCCACAGGUUAACCAGGGAGUGCUUGUGGUCGAACCUACUCAAGCAGUGAGUACUCAACAACAAGUGAUUCAACCUGUAGGGCCAACCGGACCACAGGGUACCCAACAACAAGUGAUUCAACCUGUAUGGCCAACCCAACCACAGGGUACCCAACAACAAGCGAGUCAACCAAUACAACCAACCCAACCACAGGGUACUCAACAGCAGGGAACACUGCCAAUUUACCCAUCUCAACCACAGGGUACCCAACAGCAGGGAACACUGCCAAUUUACCCAUCUCAACCACAGGGUACCCAACAGCAGGGUACACAACCAAUGAAGCCAACCCAACCAUGGACCCAACCAGUUCAACCAACUAUACAACAGGGUACCCAACAGGUGUGGCCUACGCCAUCCGUACGGCCAACUAGCUCCAUCCCAUUAGGCGAUCAGCCGAAGUCUUUGAGUGGAACCGUACAACUCGACAAGACCUGGUAUCCGUUUAUUGGAGACGUUAACGGAGCAACCCACAAGAUCCUUAGCCAUGACAUUGAAGAGGCGAUCAAAGACUCAUAUGGAAACAGUCCGGUCACAGUGCGAGUCGACAGCCUCGGUCCUACAGAAAAUAAUAAGAUCCAGGCCACCUACACCGUUACCUUCCCAUCAGGCAGUGCGGCAACCCUCAAACCUAUCGAUGACGCCGUGGCUCAGGGCAACCUUGGCGGGCUUCCUGUGUCAGGAUCUCCCUUGCCAAGUGCUGCUCCAGUAUCCGUUGAUAGCCCUCAGCUAGCGUCCUACCAAGCCGCCGUGGUACCGCUACCCUCAGGAAUUCCUCGAUCGUGCGAGGAGAUCCGUUCAUCUGGGAUUGGUACUAAGGACGGCGAGUACGUGCUUUUAGCGAGACCCAACUGCCACUUGAAUGUCAUCUGUCAGAACAUGAACGACCCCCACCCCAAAGAGUACCUGGGCGGCCCAUCUCAGAAACAAUGGAUGUACUGGCAUUACGCCGUACUUGUAAAACUCUCCGCACACGAUAAACAAAAUAUUGACGACCGCGCAUGCCUGGAAAAUACAGCGGUUGGCCGACAGUUUAUCAGUAAAGUGAUGAAGGCUGGUGCUCAGCAAGGAAAUCCUUUGGUGGCGUGGAAGACGAAUGUGAAGCGCAUGAUCCAUUCCUAUCUCGGCAAGAAGCGGCGUCGAUCGCAAGACAACAUGGAUGUCACGCUAGGCACCAAAGCCAUCAAGAUAUAUAAACGGUACAGUUCCUGAUCACACUGGCUCAUUGAGGGACUCUUAGUUGGUCGAUAACCCGUAGCCGAUAGAUAAAAUUCAAUUUUUUUCUUUUAUAGAAAACAUUUUAAAGAAAAUAAACAGAUAGUGUACGAAAACGUAGGGCGCAAGAAAAUUUCAAUUACUGCAUAACCAGUGCAGGACGUGGGCGACAUGGUCAUGUAAUAGUUGACGCGUUUGAGAAGCCAACCCACCCUACCCAUACUGCUUUGCUACGUCGGCCCUUUUCUAUGCUAGCGAAAGUCAAAACAUUUGCCAAAGUCUAGACUGCUGUUGUAGUACGAAGAACUUCAAGGAGGAUUACGUUGUGAUCUGAUGUACCCUCAACUAUUUUUUAGCCUCGGUGGUUGCCCAGGCCUUUUCUCUAUUGGUUUACUUUGCUGGUUUACAACUGUCAGAGUGUCAACAAAAGCGCGCAUCGCCCUGUAAGAGAAUACAGCCUUGAUUAGCCGAAAAAGUACACAUUUUUUGUACCCUGGGUAGAGCCUCCAGACUUCUCUCGUCCAGUGACGCUCAGCCAAAAUGCCGCGACGAGCAUCACUGGACGAGACAAGUCUGGAUGCUUUGGUACAAAGGGUACCAUUUUGGAGGUUAGAUCAUGAAACAGCAACGGUACAAUGAGUUCUGGGAAGAGUGUGUUAGCCACUUUAAACUUGAAAUAGAAGAUAAUAUUAUCUUCAUAACAGUGCCAAGUCACCGUUACAUACUGAAUUCUAUCGAGACUUUAAUAUUUAGUUGUUCUUUGUCUUAGUGAUCAAUAACGUAUACACUUGCAUGGUUUGGAUGUUACCUCAGAGUUAUAUCACAGCUUUCUUCCUGUUUUCUAAUUCACGUUUUUAUUGUAAUUUGUUUUCUUUUAGAUUUAUGUUCCCUGGGCACGAAAACAAACGAACAACGCGAAUAAAACAGUUUCGUACAUCUAAAUUUAUAUUUUAGGGAUUCAGAAAACAACAGGACGGACUCUCUGCUAACGGGGCAGGGCAAACUGUCGUUCACGUUGCAAUAUACAUUAAUUCAAUUUUAAAUUACAUAAACUUGUUUCAUUAUUUUGUUAAAAUAUGAAAUGUAAUAAAUGUCGUACUAUUUCUGUA